This is a messenger RNA of Puma concolor (puma), 2203 nucleotides long. Lineage: Eukaryota; Metazoa; Chordata; Mammalia; Carnivora; Felidae. The record is from RefSeq and is a predicted model, not a curated record.
AUGGCUGACUCGGCUGGGCCGCGCUUCGCCCGCCUCAAGGCCCGGACUCCCCGCGCUUCUCGAAACGCCACAGGGUUCCAGACUAAAACCCGCGGGGCACACCCCAAAGGCUGCUCCAGGGGAGGAGGUCUUCAGGGCAGAGAAGGCCGAGAGCGUCCCUUCGCUGUCCUCGAGUCUUCUACAAAAGACCUCCGGCCAGACCCCCACCUCUUUACACUAGUGUCCCAAGAAUUUUCCCCAGAAUGGGCUGUCUCUGAAGGAGAGGGAGUAGAGGUGCUGGAGCCUAGAGCUAGGUCGCCAGAAUGGGUAAGUGACCAGGGCAACCUAGGCAGGGCUUGUGCAGUUGGCUUUGAACCUCGCUCGCGCCAGCCCACCUUCGAGAUGUACUGUUGCUUAGGUGCUAAACAGACAAAUGCCUUAAAACAAGAAGAUACUUCUAAAAGGAAAGCAGAACUAGAAGCAGCUGUGAGAAAGAAGAUUGAAUUUGAGAGAAAAGCUCUACAUAUUGUUGAACAGCUUUUAGAAGAGGAUAUUACAGAAGAAUUCCUAAGGGAGUGUGGGAAGUUCAUCACACCUGCUCACUACAGCGAUGUCGUGGAUGAGCGUUCUAUUAUCAAGCUCUGCGGUUAUCCUUUAUGUCAGAAAAAACUAGGAAUUGUACCAAAACAGAAGUAUAAGAUUUCUACCAAAACCAAUAAAGUCUAUGAUAUUACUGAAAGAAAGUGUUUUUGCAGCAAUUUUUGUUACAAAGCAUCUAAGUUUUUUGAAGCACAAAUUCCUAAAACUCCAGUAUGGGUUCGAGAAGAGGAAAGGGAUCCUGAUUUUCAACUGCUACAGGAAGGACAAAGUGGCCAUUCUGGAAAGGAAGUACAGCUAUGCACUAAGGCCAUUAAAACAUCAGAUAUUGACAAUCCUGGCCAUUUUGAGAAGCAUUAUGAAUCUAGUUCUUCUAGCGCUCAUAGUGACAGUAACAGUGACAAUGAGCAAGACUUUGUUUCCUCCAUUCUACCAGGAAACAGACUGGUAGAUGCAAUGGGUGUAAGUCCAAAGCUGCACAAAAAAAGCAUAAUGAAAAAGAAAGCCGGCCAUAAAGCUAACUCCAAGCAUGAAGACAAAGAACAGACAGUAAUAGAUGUCUCUGAGCAGCUAGGCAAUUGCACAUUAGAUAGUCAGGAGAAAGCUGCUGCUUGUGAACUUCCUUCACAGAAAGUAAGUACUCAGAUUUCUCCAAAUAGUCCUUUGCAAGAAAAAGUAGAAGUUUCAGAAAAUUCUGGAAAUAAAUACAGUAGUUCAAAAGUAACUCUAGUAGGCAUAAGUAAGAAAAGUGCUGAGCAUUUUAAGAGAAAGUUUGCCAAAUCAAACCAGGUUUCUAGAUCAGCCUCUAAUUCAGUGCAGAUGUGCCCUGAAGUUGCAAAGGCAAACUUACUUAAAGUCCUGAAGGAGACUUUGAUUGAGUGGAAGACAGAAGAAACUUUGAGGUUUUUGUAUGGCCAGAAUUAUGCUUCUUUGUGUCUGAAACUCUCUUCAGCCUCUCUGGUUAAAGAAGAAGAACUUGAUGAAGAUGACAUAGAUUGUGACCUAGACAGACAUUCUCCUUCCCUGCAGGGAUCUCAGAAUAGCUUGGAUGAGUCUUUACCUUUUAGGACUUCAGAUACAGCCAGUAAACCACUACCAAGUUAUGAGAAUUUGAAAAAAGAAACUGAAACCUUAAAUCUAAGGAUAAGGGAGUUUUAUAGAGGACGAUAUGUUUUGAAUGAAGAAACUACCAAAUCACAAGACUCAGAAGAGCAAGAUCCCACCUUUCCGCUGAUAGAUUCAAGUUCUCAGAACCAGAUUAGAAAACGCAUCGUACUUGAAAAGUUGAGUAAAAUAGUGCCUGGACUUUUGGGGCCUCUUCAGAUCACAUUAGGAGAUAUUUAUGCACAGCUUAAAAAUCUCGUUCGAACUUUCAGGUUAACAAAUAGAAAUAUUAUACACAAACCUGCAGAGUGGACCUUAAUUGCUGUGGUGUUGUUGUCAUUACUGACCCCGAUUCUUGGCAUUCAGAAGCAUUCUCAGGAAAACGUGGUGUUCACACAGUUUAUAGAGACUCUGCUUAAAGAAUUACAUUUAAAGAAUGAAGACCUUGAAAGCUUAACUCUCAUAUUUAAAACCAGCUGUUAACCAGAGUGGUAUAAUCCAUGAAGACCAAAUAGAAGAUGAA